Messenger RNA from Solanum stenotomum, 2074 nucleotides. RefSeq names its product exocyst complex component EXO70A1-like. Bases 11 to 1981 code for a protein of 656 amino acids. Gene Ontology annotation, cellular component: exocyst. The transcript has a single exon. The record is from RefSeq and is a predicted model, not a curated record. Gene Ontology annotation, biological process: exocytosis. NCBI's taxonomy places the organism in Eukaryota, Viridiplantae, Streptophyta, Magnoliopsida, Solanales, Solanaceae. Gene Ontology annotation, molecular function: phosphatidylinositol-4,5-bisphosphate binding.
AAAAAAAAAGAUGGAUGACAUUGAAAAGAUCAAAGCUACAAGAGAACUUCUCAAGUGUAGUAUAGAGAAAUCAAGAAAAUUAGGAGUUGAAAUUAGUGAAAGAUGUUGGAGAUUAGAGAGUUGUGAACAAAGGCUUGAUUUUUUAUCAUUUUCUCUUAGAGACUUAUCAUGUAAAUGUACAUUAUAUACGAUGAGUACUCAUGAUGUUGAUAGAGUCAUUGGUCCUGCUUCUUCUGUUGUUAUGAUAUUUAAUGUUAUAUGUGGAUUUGAAAAAUCUCUUUCAACUGAUGAUGUUUCUGAUGAUGUGUUAGCUUAUCUCACAACUGUUAAACGGAUGGAAGAAGCACUCUGUUUACUCACCAAUAAUUGUAAACUAGUCGUGUCUUGGCUUGAUACUAGUAGUUGUUGUGAUUCAUCUUGGUAUGUUAGGAAAGUGAACAAGUGUUUGAGUAUAGUUAGAGGAUUGCAGGGUACUGAGGAGCGUUUUCGUGCUAAUGGUGGAGUGUUGAUGAUCGCGUUAGACAAGGUGGAGAUUGAAUUCGCGUCUAUGUUAAGGGGCAUAACACCAUUGUCUGUGGCUUUGCCUGAUGUUAUUCGAAAUGUGCAAGGUGUUGUUGAAAGAUUGAGUGUGAAUGGUCGGGUUGAGAAAUGUAUGUCUGUCUAUGUUGAGGUUCGGAGUUUAAACAUGAGGAAAGCUUUAGAAGGGUUCGAUUUGGAUUACCUGGAGGAGAUAUCAUUGACAGAGUUUGACAGUGUUCUGAGUGUAGAGCAUUAUAUUGAUCAAUGGGACAAACACUUGGAAUUUGUUGUGAAAUAUUUGUUAGACACAGAACACAGGCUUUGCGUUGAGGUGUUCCGUAAAGCAGCAUUUAAGGAUAGAUGUAUGGAGUGCUUUGCAAGAGUUGCAGUCCAAUCUGGGAUUCAUUCUUUCAUCAAAUUUGGCAACAUGAUUACGGAAGGUAAGAAAGAAGCAAUCAAACUGUUGAAGCUAUUGAACAUGUUUGGUUCUCUAAACAAACUACGAUCCGAUUUCAACAGGCUUUUCAGUGGAAGUGCCUGUGGUGAAAUCCAAACUCAGACAAGGGAUCUGAUCAAGAAUGUUGUGAAUGGGACUUGUGAAAUAUUUUGGGAACUUUCACUUCAGGUGGAACUGCAGAGGACAACUAGUCCUCCGGUGGAUGGUAGUGUUCCGGGGCUGGUUAACUUUGUCGUAGAGUAUUGUAAUCAGCUGCUUGAGGAUGAAUAUUGGUCUACACUUAUCCAAGUUGUGGAGAUACAUCAAGGUUGGAACCACGAGAGCUUCGAAAAGGGGCUUCUUCUAAAUGAAAUGCAGAACAUAGUAACAGCACUUGGGCUCAAUAUAGAAACUUGGGCAAAGAGACACGAGGAUGCCUCUCUUUCAUCUUUCUUCUUGAUGAACAACCAUUGGUACUUGUGCAAGUACACGAGGGGAACUAAACUAGGUGAGCUAAUGGGAAAUGAAUGGGUUACAGGUCACGAGGAAUACAUGGAGUACUGCGAGACAAUCUAUUUGAAAGAGAGCUGGGAGAAACUCCCAGCCCUUUUAAACGAGGAAGGCCUAGUGUUGUUCCCAGGAGGUAGAGCCAUUGAUCGACAAGUAGUUAAAAAGAAACUCAAGGAAUUCACUGAGGCCUUCGAUGAAAUUUACAAGAAACAAUCCAAUUGGGAAUUGUGUGACAAGGGGCUAAGAUGGAGAGUACGCCAACUUGUAUUGCACGUUGUCCUUCCUUCUUACAGUAGUUACCUGGAAAAAUACGCAUCCUCCAUAGUAUUUGAGGUUACUAGUACUGCAGAUCAACGCGUAAAAUACACAGCUAAGACCUUGGGAAAUAUGAUCACUUGUCUAUUUGAACCAACAGUGGGAAAAUAUGGCAAUAGCACCAAAUGCACAGAAUUGAGUGACAAGGUAAACAGUAGCUUUGUUACUAAUCAACUUUCCUCCACACCAGCAGCAGCAUGAAUUAGGAAGCUGUCAACAAUUACUCGAAAGGUGAUUAGUUCAUCGAUAACUCCUCUUACAUAAAGUCGAUUAGUUUUCCAACCUUUAAUCCUG